ACACAAGGCUUCUUCCCAUCUUCGCGUUCUCGACAUCAAUCAUCAUAAUUUCAUUAGCUUUUACAGGUAGGGAAAAGUAUAUCAUACAAGAUACAGAUAGAUAUCACUCAAAGACAUGCUCACUUCUCAUCAUCUUCCUAAACUUUUCUCAGCUGUUUGGCUUUUAACCAACAAUCUCAUCUUCUUCUUUUUCUCCUUGUUGUUCUUCAGAUUCAUCUCUCUUCUUGCUCCUCGCUCUAAGGGAUAGAGUUUCAGUUUCGUUAUUGUUUGAUCGUCACAGUAUAUAUUUUUUGUUUUGGGGUUCUUGAGAUUCAUGGGGUUAAGUUCUAAGCAAGUUUCUAGUGAUGGGCAUGGUUGGAGCCAGGCUCUGUUGCAAGCUCAAACCUUGGAGCUCCCCAAGCCGCCAUCACUGAAGCGGCAACAUCCACAAAAUCAGCAGCAGGCUGAGCCAUUGAAGUGUCCGAGGUGUGAUUCAACAAACACUAAAUUUUGUUACUAUAAUAAUUACAACAAGUCACAGCCUAGGCACUUCUGCAAAACUUGUAAGAGGCACUGGACUAAAGGUGGCACUUUGAGGAAUGUUCCUGUUGGCGGUGGCCGCAAAAACAAGCGUCUCAAAGCGUCAAAUAAGGCCACCAACACCAACACCAACACCACCACCACAAGCAGCACUGCAACAGCCGCCAGUAGUGACACCAGUAACAGGGUUAAUAAUACCCAACUGGGAGUUCAAUGUCAGCAGCCCAGACAGAAUCUUUCUUUCGCAAUUGGUGAUCAAAGGAACUUGUCUGGCAUACUUUAUCAAGCGUCGAUUCAUCCUCCUACUUUGUUACAACAGGAUCUUGUCAACUCAGGCAGUUUGGACGCUAAGGAAAUGAGCUCCAGCAAUGGAGUUUUUAAUGGUUCUGGUGUUCAAUUGGCGCCUCAAAAUCAAAGCUUGCACCUUCCUUAUGCAAGUUCAACUUCUUUUGACACAACACAAUACACAGGAGAAACCAUAGAGAAUCCAACUAUGCCCACAACAAGCAACACAGUCAAGCAGCCAUGGGCUCAAAUAGCUACUACAAGCAGUGAAAUGGACAUGACAAAUUACUGGAAUUGGGAUGAUAUUGAAACCUUUGUCUCUACUGAUCUCAACAUGUCAUGGGAUGAUUCUGACAUCAAACCUUGAAAGAAAAUUCAAUUGACUAUAUGUCACUAGGGUCUGUCGAUCUUUUUUCUUCAUGAGCUGGGGUGUUUGUGUUUUUCAGAGAUUAAAGAGAGUCUAUUUCUUCUGGUUAAUUAAUCAUUCAAAGCACAGUCAUAUCUCUCAACCUUAUGUAACUGUUGUAUGAGAUGUGGACUAAUUGAAGCUGCCAUUUAGAAAGAAAAAAAAAAAGUUUCAGCUUCAUGUAGGUGUCUUCGUUUGUCAUUUAUGUGUCACUCUUUCUUGUUUCUUCCCAGAAAAAGGAAAAAAGAAAGAAUGUAAAGAUAGGUUAGGAAGAGUUGUUUAUGACAGAAUUAAAAUGAUAGAAUUUGGGGGAUAGUGAUAUAAUUGUGAUCACAUUUCAGAGGCAUAUGUGAGUUGGAGUUCUACAGCUAGAUGUGAUGGAGAUUCUUGUGGAUAUGUAUAUCUGUUUUUGGAUAUCUAAAUAAUAUUUUACUCCAUGAGAUUUGUUGCUCA
Messenger RNA from Mangifera indica (mango), 1663 nucleotides. RefSeq names its product dof zinc finger protein DOF1.4-like. Lineage: Eukaryota; Viridiplantae; Streptophyta; Magnoliopsida; Sapindales; Anacardiaceae. Gene Ontology annotation, biological process: regulation of DNA-templated transcription. Gene Ontology annotation, molecular function: DNA-binding transcription factor activity; DNA binding. The record is from RefSeq and is a predicted model, not a curated record. The transcript has a single exon. The coding region runs from base 314 to 1171 and encodes 285 amino acids.